This is a messenger RNA of Cyprinodon variegatus (sheepshead minnow), 2638 nucleotides long. It is a transcript of the gene cry-dash, whose product is annotated as cryptochrome DASH-like. Gene Ontology annotation, biological process: photoreactive repair. Bases 116 to 1681 code for a protein of 521 amino acids. The record is from RefSeq and is a predicted model, not a curated record. Lineage: Eukaryota; Metazoa; Chordata; Actinopteri; Cyprinodontiformes; Cyprinodontidae. Gene Ontology annotation, molecular function: damaged DNA binding; FAD binding; deoxyribodipyrimidine photo-lyase activity. The transcript is spliced from 14 exons.
CGCAUCACCAGCAGCAGAAGAACAGGAGCAGCCACAUAUAGACAAGCUCACCACUUCUCACUACAGCUUUCAUAUUUUUCACAUGAGACUUGUGCUCUUCUGUUAGCUAACUGCAAUGUCAGCCUCUCGCACAGUAAUUUGUUUGCUAAGGAACGACCUGCGCCUUCAUGACAACGAGCUUUUCCACUGGGCUCAGAGAAACUCGGAGCAUAUAGUCCCUCUGUACUGCUUUGACCCGAGACAUUAUGUGGGAACGUAUAACUUCAACCUGCCAAAGACUGGGCCUUUCCGCCUGCGCUUCUUGCUGGAGAGCGUCAGAGACCUUAGAAACACGCUGCUCAGCAAGGGAAGCAAUCUGGUGGUGAGGAAGGGUAAACCGGAGGAGGUGGUCGCUGACCUCAUCAAGCAGCUCGGCUCCGUUAGCAGUGUGGCUUUCCAUGAAGAGGUUGCUUCAGAAGAGCUGAAUGUGGAGAAAAAGGUGAAGGAAGUCUGUGCUCAGCUAAAGGUGCAAGUUCACACCUGUUGGGGCUCCACGCUGUACCACAGAGAGGAUCUACCGUUUCCACAUAUAUCCAGGCUACCUGAUGUCUACACAGAGUUCAGAAAAGCGGUGGAGAGUAAGAGCAGGGUGAGGCCUGUGCUGCCAACCCCUGAGAGGCUGAAUCCUCUUCCCCCGGGGUUGGAAGAAGGAGCUAUUCCCACAGCAGAGGACCUUCAGCAGACCGAGCCUGUGAGUGACCCUCGCUCAGCUUUCCCAUGCGCUGGAGGAGAAAGCAGCGUCCUUGCAAGACUCCAGCACUAUUUCUGGGACACUGAUGCAGUGGCGACUUACAAAGAGACUCGUAACGGGUUGAUCGGAGUGGAUUACUCCACUAAGUUUUCACCAUGGCUGGCUUUGGGAUGCAUUUCUCCGCGGUACAUUUACCAUCAGAUCAAAAAGUACGAGCGGGAGCGGACAGCCAAUCAGAGCACCUACUGGGUCAUUUUUGAGCUUUUGUGGAGGGACUACUUCAAGUUUGUGGGAGUUAAAUAUGGAAACAAAAUGUUUCAGCUGAAAGGGCUUCAAGGAAAGUCAGUUCCAUGGAAGAUGGACACAAAGCUGUUUGAUGCAUGGAAAGAGGGACGGACAGGCGUACCUUUUGUUGAUGCAAACAUGAGAGAACUUGCGCUGACGGGCUUCAUGUCCAACAGGGGGCGCCAGAAUGUUGCAAGCUUCCUCACAAAGGAUCUGGGCCUUGACUGGAGACUGGGAGCUGAGUGGUUUGAAUACCUGCUGAUCGAUCAUGAUGUCUGCAGCAAUUAUGGGAACUGGCUCUACAGCGCUGGUAUAGGAAAUGACCCCAGAGAGAACAGGAAGUUCAACAUGAUCAAACAAGCCCUCGACUAUGACAACAAUGGGGAGUACGUGAGACGGUGGGUCCCAGAGUUAGGUGCUAUCAGGGGCCCUGACGUUCACACACCCUGGAACCUGAGCUCAGCUUCACUGUCACACGCUGGAGUGUCGCUCGGUGAGACCUACCCAACCCCCAUGGUCACUGCGCCUGAAUGGAGCCGACAUUUUGGCAAGAAACCGAGCGGUGCAGGACCAUCACCAAAAGGAAAGAAAGGCCCGUCGCACCAUCCCAAACAGCACAGAGACAGAGGCAUCGACUUCUAUUUCUCCAAAAGUAAAAACCUGUGAAACGUGGCGCUGCAGAGGAGGAAUGAAACCUAAGAUCUAAAUUCUGGGUCAUGUCGUCAAUUUUCACACAGCCUAUAAAGGAAGUCAUCUGAGUAGAAAAAGGCUACUUUUAGCUCAUGAAAGCUGAACCGAUACAAAUAUGCCUUGCAAGUAAUACCUCAACCUUUUUACAUCUGUGUAUUCUAUAAGGAUUUUAAGUUACAGUUGAACACAAAGUAGCGAAAUUAAAGAAACAUUUUUUUUUUAAAUAAAAAUGAUAAAAAUGUUAUGUGCAUUUGUUUUUGCAUUCUUGGGACUGCUAUAAAAAAAACCUUAAAAAAAGCACUGCCAAAUGAGAAGCCUACCAGAACAAGGCGUUCAGACUUAAGAAGGAGAGCAUUAACCAGAGGAUCAGCAAAUGUCAAUAGGUUUAUGGAAGCUGCUGAAAAUUGAAUUGACAGAUCGACUAUUGGCCAGUUACUCCACAAUUCUGGUCUCAUGCAACAGCGGAAAGUAGAAGGCUCCUUAAAAACAAAAACAAAGUCCCUUCUAGUUUUGCUAAAUCCGCAAAGAUGAAAAAAGCAAGUUAGAAAAUUAGAUGGUGAUGUGGUCAAAUGACACUAAAGUCCUCCUAGCUUUAAUGCAAAAACACUAGGUGCACACUACACAUCACCCCAAACACAGGUUUAACACAGUGGUGGCAGAAUGGUGCUGUGGGGAUGCUGUUCUUCAGCAAGGACUUUGAACAGAAGAUGGGUGCAUCCAAAUAUUAUGUAAUGCUAUAAAACAACCUGAUGGAGGCUGGAGAUCACUUGGGUCAAAGGUUUAACAGCCAUUAGGAGACUGACCAGAUUACCGUCCAAUCAACAGAAUCGGUGGGGUGGAAAUGGAUCUACACAGAUUCUUGCCAUCCAGUUUGAUCUUUAGCUUCAGAGGCGUAGCCAGAAAUUUUUUAUAAGGGUGGCCAGGCAGGUAAUA